Durusdinium trenchii is the source of this 522-nucleotide messenger RNA. NCBI's taxonomy places the organism in Eukaryota, Dinophyceae, Suessiales, Symbiodiniaceae. The record is from the annotation of a GenBank genome assembly.
AUGGGGAAAGUCCAGGUCGACACGAGAGAACCUGAAGAAUCUCUUCAGGCCAGUGAAGCUUUGGAGAAAAAUAGCCCGGAGGUGGAUGAUCAGCAAGCAGGAUACAAGGACGCAUUGAAAAUGAUUGGCCAUACGAUCGGAUUGUCAUUAGAGUACUUACAGAAAAUAGGGGACCCUGAACUUCAUCACGCAGAGGAAGCUAUUACAGCAAUCGAUUUGAGCAGCCGUGAGGAUGAACGUUUUGCAAGUGAGCAGAUCUUUGAUCCAGAGCAACCAGCUGGUGAGGACUCAGACUCGGAUUCUGAUGUCCCAAUGCCAGAGAACUGGGGUGUCCAACGGCAGAAGAGAGGUAGUAUAAUCAGACCAGUGGAGCUACUUGCCUUGGAUUGGCAUUUGCUGGAAGCUGCCAAGCUUGCCGGAUAUGGAGCCGGGUUGCUGGAUGUGGUCGAAUUCCAAGUGGCCUGCCACGAGGAAAAGAUUGGCACCUUGUCAAAAGAUGAGCCCCGUAAUGCCAAGGCCUAG